Messenger RNA from Adineta ricciae, 2079 nucleotides. Lineage: Eukaryota; Metazoa; Rotifera; Eurotatoria; Adinetida; Adinetidae. The record is from the annotation of a GenBank genome assembly.
AUGGACGAUGAUUUAGCCUUUUGUCUCAAUGAAUUUAUCGAUGAACAGGUUCAACUAAUCGAUGAUUGUGUUGAAGAAAUCAAGAAAGAAGAGGAAGAUCAAUGUGGAAAACUUGAAGAAGAACAAGUGAAGUACAUAGCAGCACGACCACCGCCCAAAGAUAAAGGCUCACACGAAGAAGAGAAGGCGUUGGUGGAUAAAUUCUGUGACGACCUUCGAAGAGCUGGCUCUGAGCCGAGUAAAACGAGAACAGUCAUAGACGAUCCGGCUUGUAUAGCUUCUUUGCGCGCCGAACUGUCAGCAAAGGUUAAUUCAUGUGUUGGCUACCUCACUCGAUUACGUAAUUUAGCUGAUCCAUUGCCGAAUUCAUCGAAGUUCGUCCAGCUUUGCAAUGACACAAUGGACUAUUGUCGCAGUCAACAAGAUUUCGACAAUAAUUUCAAAGAUUUGUAUGCACUAGUAGAACAAAGCGAUUCGGACGAGAUCAUUCGAAAUAUUCAUCGAUGGUGGAAAGAUACUUACGGAUCUCGAAUAGCGAAUAUCAAUGAACGUAACAAAAAGUUCAAUGGCGCUAUUACAGAACCCAAUUUUGCUGUUCUAUCGCCAACAAGUCGUGUCAUAGCACACGCAAAAAAACUAAUUGCUGCUCGACAGGUUAUACCUAUCGAACCGGCAUAUUUCGACAUCGUACGUAAAUUCGUUCGAAAACUCCUCGCGAUCGAUGAAGACAAACGGAAUGAAGUUAAUGCUAAUGAACUAGCAGAUCAGUUGAAUGGUAUGGAAAUUGAAGAGAUUAUUAAAUAUGCUGAAAAAUGGUUCGCGGAGCGAGAUGCAAUACGAAAUCAGAAAGAAGAGGAUCCAUAUGAGGAGAAAAUAGAGAUAGUUAAAGCCGAAUGCGGUCGAAAACGAAUGGCACAGGAGGCGAAGAAACUGGCCUUGGCAGCUCUUCUAUGCCGUUUAGCCGUGGGAUCGGGUGAAAAUAAACAAUUCGAUAGUCAACUUCAGAGAACGGUGCAAAAACAACGACGUGAUAAUGAACAGAGUAUACCAGUCAUUUCUGGUGAAAUUCGGGAUCCUGAAGAGAACGAAUUAGGCUUCAUGUUUCAAUUGGACGCAAAUGACGCUGAGAUGGAUCAGUGGGUGAACAAUCAUAAUGGAAUGCGUGACGUGUUCAUUCGUAAUUUAUGUGAAGCAUUUGGUAUCCCAAACAAAAAGAUACGUUUCGAUCGUAUUGAUCGUGAGAAAGGUAUCGUACAACUACGUGUUCUACCACCAUUUGGUAAACAAGUUGUCGAUGGCCUUAACGGUGGAGCUGCAGACGCUUAUGCCCGAAUGCAGGCUGUGCGUAAAUGCUGUUUGGAUAUGAAUGCGAAUGUUGAAUCAAUAACACUUGGUGAAUUUGGAUUAAGAAUUGAAGAUAGACUUAUGGAUCCAAGAUGGAAUAAGGUAUAUGGUUGGGGACCAGGGGAAGCCGGUACCGAGUUUUGGUCCACUCCGAUAAACCGAGGAGGGAGACCUUAUUUCUGUCCUUUAGGUUGGAAACGUUUCGGUGUUAAAGUAGCUGAAGAUGACAAAGAAUUUGAUUCGAAAUGGGGUGAUUGGUAUUUGGCCUACCAUGGCACGCAAGGUGCAAACGCAUCAAAAAUUCUCACUUCAGGACUUAAAGUUAGCAGAAAAGGAUGUUUUUUUGCUGACGGAAUCCCACGUGUAUACGUUUCACCCAGUAUUGAAUACUGUGGACACCCUCGGUAUGCUUGUCCAUGGAAACGAACGCAUAAGGAUGGUCAAUCAUUGUGGUAUCAAUUAGUUUUUCAAUGUCGUGUAAAUCCAUCAUCGAUUAAAAAGAUCGGCCCUGAAACCUUGAUCCACGACCAAUAUAAAGCGACCGUUACGAUCGAUCCAAACUUCAGCAAUACUGAACUUGAAUGGAUUAUUAUAGGUGAAGGCGCAGAGGAAUUCAUCACGAAUAACAUUAUUUGUUAUGGUCUCAUGAUGCGUGUCACAAAAGUCGAUCCAAGUACAUUGUCAUCAUCGAAAUGGUGGAAACGUUCUCAUUGUGAAGUUGAAUAUCCUAAAUGA